AUGGGCCAAGAGGACGCCCCAGAGUUCAAGAAGCUUGGCAUGAUCGGCGUGGGGAGCAUGGGCGGCAUGAUGUCGUUGUUGUAUGCCGAGCAUGGAGUCGAAGUGCACUACUACGAUCCAAGUGAAGAGAACGUUAAACAACUACAAGAGCACGCAGAGCACAUCCAUGCUAGCGACCGAAUUGUGCACCAGAAAGACUAUAAAGAGCUAUGCGAAAGCAUAUCUUCCCCGGACUCACCCAAGCUCUUCGUCUUCAGCAUCCCUCACGGCUCUGUGGGGGACAAAACCGUUGAGAGUCUCCGUCCAUACCUGAAGUCUGGCGACAUCAUCCUCGACUGCUCCAAUGAAGACUGGCGAAACACAGAGCGACGACAGAAGACCCUCGAGCCGGAUGGUAUCCACUACAUCGGCUGCGGCGUCAGCGGCGGGUACCAAAGCGCCAGACACGGUCCCUCGAUGUCUCCCGGCGGCGAUGCCGAGACCUUGAAGAAGAUCAUUCCGUUCCUCAAGCGAGUGGCUGCCAAGGACAAGCAAGGCCGCCCUUGUACAACAUGCAUCGGCCCAGCGGGCAGUGGGCAUUACGUCAAGAUGGUCCACAACGGCAUCGAGCAAGGCAUGAUGUCGGCCAUCGCCGAAGUGUGGUUCAUCAUGAACAAAUGCUUGAACAUGCCCUAUGAAAAGAUUGCCGACACGUUCGAGUCGUGGAAUGCCAGCGGUCCGCUCCGCGACAACUUCCUGGUGAACAUCGGCGCGGACAUCAACCGGACCAAAGACGGGGAGGGGAAGUUCGUGCUCGCCAGCGUCUUGGACAAGGUCGUCCAGGACGUCGACAACUCCGAGGGCACGGGCGUGUGGACCUGCGAGGAGACGAUCCGUCUGCACGUCCCCUCGCCCACCAUCGUCAGCGCACACCUGUUCCGGCUCGCCUCGGCGGACGCGGCCAAGCGGGAGCGCGUCAACAAGGCGUUCAAGGGCGGCGUCGCACAGCCAGCGACCAUCAAGCUGGAGGUCCCGCACGAGAAGGCUCUCCCGUCCUUCCUCGAGGACCUCAAGUUCUCGCUGUACGCGGCGUUCCUGUGUGCCUUCGUCCAGGGCCUGAGCAUCAUCCGCGCCCAGGACCGCGAGCAGGGCUGGGACCUGGACUACCGGGCGAUCCUGCAGAUCUGGCGUGGCGGGUGCAUCAUCCAGAGCGACGCGAUCGCGGACCUGCUGGACGGGGCGUUGGCCGGCGCCGCGCCAUCCGACACGCCCGCGGAAUCCGUCAUCGACGAGCUCCUCGCGCAGGACGCCGUCGCGACCGAGCUGACGACGUGCCUCGCUUCGCUCAAGAACGUGAUCCUCAAGGCCGUCGCCGCCGACGCCCCCGUCCCCGCCCUGUCCGCCACGCUCGAGUACGUCAAGUACGCGGGCGCGACCGAGCUGCCCACGCAGUUCAUGGAGGCCGAGCUGGACUACUUCGGCGCGCACAGCUUCGACCUGAAGUCCGAGGCGCCCGGGAAACCGCUCAAGGGAUCCCACCACUACGAGUGGAAGCCGCCCCGGGGCAUCUUUGGCGACAAGUUGGACGGGACGAAGUAA
This is a messenger RNA of Fonsecaea erecta, 1578 nucleotides long. RefSeq names its product 6-phosphogluconate dehydrogenase (decarboxylating). The record is from RefSeq and is a predicted model, not a curated record. Bases 1 to 1578 code for a protein of 525 amino acids. Lineage: Eukaryota; Fungi; Ascomycota; Eurotiomycetes; Chaetothyriales; Herpotrichiellaceae. Gene Ontology annotation, cellular component: cytosol. Gene Ontology annotation, molecular function: phosphogluconate dehydrogenase (decarboxylating) activity; NADP binding. The transcript is spliced from 3 exons. Gene Ontology annotation, biological process: pentose-phosphate shunt, oxidative branch; pentose-phosphate shunt.